Messenger RNA from Gracilinanus agilis (Agile Gracile Mouse Opossum), 1955 nucleotides. Its product is annotated as zinc finger protein 883-like. The record is from RefSeq and is a predicted model, not a curated record. The transcript has 5 exons. The coding region runs from base 1 to 1776 and encodes 591 amino acids. Gene Ontology annotation, molecular function: DNA-binding transcription activator activity, RNA polymerase II-specific; RNA polymerase II cis-regulatory region sequence-specific DNA binding. Gene Ontology annotation, cellular component: nucleus. NCBI's taxonomy places the organism in Eukaryota, Metazoa, Chordata, Mammalia, Didelphimorphia, Didelphidae. Gene Ontology annotation, biological process: regulation of transcription by RNA polymerase II.
AUGACCAUAUUUUAUAUAAUUUCAACUUCGAAAAGGGAGGAUUUAUUCUUUUCGUUCUUUGCAUCAAGAAAUGUUCAUGGUUGUGGAUGGUGGGAAAAUUCAUCUUUAGGAGUUGAAAACGGAACCAGAGGGGCCAAAGCCUACUACGGCGCCCAGACUCUACAAAGGCUGCAGGAAAUUCGAGGGGAAGGAUGCUGUGAUGCCCGAGCGGAUCAGGCGCAUGUUCUCAUGAGGCUUCCUCUUCAGCAAGGACGAGGUUUUCCUGAUCUCGUCCCUUAUCCUGAUGAUAAUCUGUUACCUAUAGAAAACCGCAAUAAUUUAAUCGCUUGGUACCCUGCCGCCUUCUCUGGUUCUGGACUAGAACGCCCCGACCGGGUCCACAGAGGGCUUUAUAGCUUUACACCCUCUGGUAAGCAACCCUUGAUGGAGUCCACGGAUGCCCGGUUUGGAGCCCCCAAUUCCCCCCUUUGUAGGAAGCUGAAGGUGUCAGAAGACAAGCUUGGGGAUGCAAGAAUCCAUCCUAGGAGGAAGCCUACCUGCCCCAAGACCCUUCCCCAGAGCUUCUGCGAAGAGACAGAUAAGGAGCCGCUGAUGCCCCAAUUGAGUGAACAGCAUGUCAUGAUCUUCCAGGUAUCACUGACAUUCCAGGAUGUGGCUGUGGACUUCUCCCAGGAGGAAUGGGGGCUGCUGGAGCCAGCUCAGAAGGACAUGUACAGGGACGUGAUGCUGGAAAACUAUGAGAACUUCCUCUCCCUUGCCUUCAGCCGAAAGGGCAACCUUAAAAUACAUAAGAUUAUCCAUACCAGAGAGAAACCAUUUGAAUGUAUUGAAUAUGGAAAAGCCUUCAGGAAUAAUCAAUACCUAAUUCAACAUCAAACAAAUCAUACUGGAGAGAAAUAUUUCGAAUGUAAUGAAUGUGGGAAAGGCUUCAGGAAAAGCUCAUCCCUCAUACAACAUCAAAGAAUUCAUACUGGAGAGAAACCAUUUGAAUGCAAUGAGUGUGGGAAAGCAUUCAGUCAGAAGGGAAGCCUUAAUGCACACCAGAGAAUUCACACUGGAGAAAAACCCUACAAAUGUAAAGAAUGUGGGCAGGCCUUUAACUGGAUGGGAAACCUUAAUACCCAUAAGAAAAUUCAUACUGGGGAGAAACCCUACAUAUGCAAUGAAUGUGGGAAAGUCUUCAGCAGGAAGGGGAGCCUUAUUGCUCACACCAGAAUUCAUACUGGAGAAAAACCUUUUCAGUGUAAUGAAUGCGGAAUCUCUUUUAAAUGGCGUAGAUACCUUAAGGAGCAUAAGAAAAUUCAUACUGGUGAGAAACACCUUGAAUGUAAUCAAUGUGGGAAAGGUUUGAGGAAGACUUCAUCCCUUAUGCAACAUCAAAGAAUUCAUAAUGGAGAAAAACCCUAUAAAUGUAACGAAUGUGGAAACUCUUUCAACCGGAAGGAACACCUUAAAACACAUAAAAUAAUUCAUACUGGAGAGAAACCUUUUGAAUGUAAUGAGUGUGGGAAAGCCUUCAACCAGAAGGGAAGCCUUAAUAUACAUCAAAGAAUUCAUACUGGAGAGAAACCAUAUAAGUGUAAAGAGUGUGGGAAAGCCUUUAGAUGGAAGGGAAACCUUAAUACACAUGAGAAAACUCAUACUGGAGUGAAACCCUAUAAAUGUAACGAAUGUGGGAAAUCCUUCAGCCGGAAGGGAAACCUUAAUGCACAUAACAGAAUUCAUACUGGAGAGAAACCUUUUCAGUGUAAUGAAUGUGGGAUAGCUUUCAAAUGACCUAUAUACCUUAUUGAAUAUAAGACAAUUCAUACUGGAGAGAAACCCUUUGAAUAUAAUGUGUGUGGGAAAACCUUCAGAGGAAUACCUUGCAGAUUAUCAGAUAACUAUUUCUGGUGAGAAUGUCCAUAAAUGUAACAAAAUAUAAUUCAUCCAUCAUUAGAGACUUUGUGUGAGAA